GCGGGCUCCAGGGCGGCUGACGGGGCGUUGUGGGGAGCGGGGCUGCCCCCGCGGGUGUGUUGAAAGCCGCAGCUGCUGCCUGCUUGCUUGCCCGGCGGCGGGAUUAGAGCGGCCGCCUGUCCCCUCGCCCACGCUAGGAGUCAUGUUCAGGGGGGAACGGGGACACGGCACACCGGGCGAGAGGGGACUUCCCGGGACUUUCUACCCGUCCCGGGAGCGGAUCCACCGGCAAACAGCUGGAGGAGCUAACAGGAGCAAGGCGGCGGCCGCAGCCCCGCGAAGGGUGUUCGCUGAGAAGCGGCACCCGGCAGGCAGCGGCCGUGAGGAGACACCGACCUGGAGCUGCUGCGUGUCAGCCUUGUCCCUGGGAAGGGGCGUCCCGGGGAUCCCCCGGUGCCGGGCAGCGGUCUGACGGGAGUUGCGUUUCGGUAGCGCCUUCCCCAGCGAAUAAAUAAGUCUUCAAAGCGAGCUGCUCUCGGCUCGUAAACAAGGGCUGGAAAAAGUAGCCUGGCAUGUCGGGGCAGAUCCACAUCAAAGGGACGGGAAAGGCGGCUCUGUUUGUGGUGUUUACCGGGGGUCUUUGAAGAAAGGCCCUAAAAAUCCACUUUCUGGCAGAGUUGCUGUUUGUCAGCUGCUUUCUCCUGUGGGGCGCUAAACGGGUCUGGUAUGAGCGCUCUCUUGACAGGGCAGGGGGGAAUGUAGCAUUUGCCCACUGGAGAGUGCGUGAUAAAUGCUUUGCCGAUGACUACCAGCAAUGGAUCGGGCUCCAGCCACCCACGGAUUCCCUCGCACCACUACGCUAAGGGAAACAUUUCCCAGUAAUUAAAGAGCUUUCCUAGUACCGAGGCAUGCAUGGAUAGACACAUGUUUAUCACGCUGUUGACCAAUUAUACACUGUAUAGAUUACUAUUUUAUUUAAAGUAUAGUGCUGGAGACGCUUCACACAAAGGGUACUCUGAGGCAGUCAACCCGUCCUCUUAUUUAGCAUUAUUUAUAACUUUAACAUUUUGGUGUCGUAUUUUUAAUCAAAUGCCUUUGGUUAAAAAAUGAUGAUGAAAGAUAUUGGAAGUAUAUAUAGGAAAAAAAAAAACAACAUUAUUUGAAGUGUUAGCAUUCAAAUAGCCAGCUGAGGAUGUGGCUUUUAGCGUUAGCAUUUCAAAGAGAAUCGGGUGAAACAGAUAGGCAGUCACCCUGCUCCAGCAGUGAAUUCCAGAGCGGGAGAUCUGCAGAUUAGGCAGAGUGCCUGUCAUUUAUGCACCUCGCGCUGUCUGACAAGAUGUGAAAUGGAGAAAUACCUGGCACCUCAGCUUCCGCCUGUCCCCGUCAUCCCUGAGCAUAAGAAAUACAGAAGAGACAGUGCCUCGGUUGUAGACCAGUUUUUCACUGACAGCGAAGGGUUGCCUUACAGCAUCAACAUGAAUGUCUUCCUCCCCGACAUCAGCCACCUGAGAACUGGCCUGUACAAAUCCCAGCGACCUUGUGUAACCCACAUCAAGACAGAGCCAGUCACCGUCUUCAGUCACCAGAGCGAAACUACCGCCCCUGCCCCCCCCACUCAGGCCCUCCCCGAAUUUACCAGCAUCUUCAGCUCCCACCAGACCCCUGAUGUGAACAACAUUUUCAUCAAGCAGGAGCUUCCUACUCCAGACGUUCAUCUUUCCGUCACACCCCAGCAAGGCCAGUUGUAUCAGCUCCUGAGCUCACCGGAUUUAGAUAUGCCCAACACUACUACUCAGGCAGCCGUGAUGGACUCCCUUAACAAUGUCUCCAUGCCAUCAGCCAUGACGGGCCUUAACACGCUCUCCUCGGCUGUUCCACAGACUGCAAUGAAACAGUUCCAGGGCAUCCCCCCCUGCACCUACACCAUGCCAAACCAGUUUCUGCAGCAGCAGGCCACUUACUUCCCUCCUUCCCCUCCAAGCUCUGAGCCUGGAAGUCCAGACAGACAAGCAGAGAUGCUGCAGAAUUUAACCCCCCCUCCGUCAUACGCUGCAACUAUAGCUUCCAAGCUGGCAAUUCACAAUCCGAAUUUACCAGCAGCUUUGCCCAUAACCCCCCAGAACAUCCAACCAGUCAGAUACAACAGGAGAAGUAACCCAGAUUUGGAGAAAAGACGUAUCCACUACUGUGACUAUCCUGGCUGCACAAAAGUUUAUACGAAAUCUUCUCACUUAAAAGCGCACCUGAGAACUCACACGGGUGAGAAGCCAUACAAGUGCACGUGGGAGGGCUGCGACUGGCGAUUUGCUCGCUCAGAUGAGUUAACGCGCCACUACAGGAAGCACACAGGGGCAAAGCCCUUCCAGUGCGCGGUCUGCAAUCGCAGCUUCUCCCGCUCUGACCACCUGGCUCUCCACAUGAAGAGGCACCAGAACUGAAAGCUGGGCUUGUCGUUGAGGCUGUUUUGUAUCUAUGCAAUUUCCUAUUGACUCUUGACGCGCAACUAAAGUUAGUUUAAUUUUUGAGUAUGGGUUACCCAUUUAAAAGAAAUCUCGAAAGAAACUGGAAAUGUAUAUUUUGUAUAUUUAUGCAGAAAAAGGGAAGACACUGUAUCACAGUACCAGCGUGUUCAGUCACUUGUUUGCUCUCAUGAUGUAUAUGGCUUUAGUCAGCAGGUUACAUCUCUUCACAAGUAUUAUGUCUUGACACAUUGCAGCUUUAUACAUUUUUUUUUUCCUCUUGCAGUGUUUUGACCAAAGCACUGUCAUUGUUGUGACAAUGUUUAGUAAACAAAUUAAUGAGAGGCUGCAGGUGAAUGAACACAGUGGAAAAGCCAUGAAUUGUAAUCUGUCAGGUUUUUACUGGACGUACUUAGUACUUGUGGGGGUUUUUCUUAAACGUUAAGUCAUUCUGUGAAAAAAGGUACAUAGGAAAAUUCAUAAACAGCCAUAGAACAAACAUUUUGUUCUGUAUGUUGCAUGUUUGCUAUGACAAAGAUUUUGUAAAUAUGCAAAUCAGCUUUUUAGGUUUAAUACAAAAAGUUUUCUAACAAUCAUCUGAAAAAAGGCAGUUGUUUUACAUUUGAUAACACGGCACAUUUACAGAAAAAAAGUUAUUUAAAUACCUCUCAAAACCAUACUGACUUAGCUUUGUUUUUCUUCAGAGAAAUGAGCUAGACAUUCAGAUGUGUCGUACCUGUUAACUAAAAUGGUGUGCACUGAAUAUUCAAAACAGGAUUUUGUUUUCAAGUUGCUUAAAAGGGCAAAGACAUGGAGAAUGAACCGUAAAGUCAUCAUUGGAAGCUUAACUAACGGGGAUAGUUGCAAGGAACACAGAAUGUUAAACCUCUUACUAUAAGCUAAACUUAGUAUCACUUUAAAAAGAAGGAUUUAGAAUGCAAUUUUCAUAUACAGACACAUUAAGCUGGUUCAGCACCAGUGUGAUCUAGUUUUGUGUGGAUAUUGCAUGUAAUUUACUAGAAGGUAAGGAUACAGUGAUUUUGUGUCAAAUUACAGCACAGUCUAGUUAAUCCACUGUUGAGAUUGACACACGCAAUGGAAAACUUACUGCUGACAAAAGUAGCUGAAACUCCACUGAAGACAGUGAGGCGGUGCCCUUUUAUGCUAACAAUGACUUUGAUCCACCGUGUUCAGCCUAGAAAUAGUAGAUGGAGGGCCAAAGAUGAGGUUAGACCAUGUAGGAUUUGGCCAGGCAACAGGAGAAAACCAAGCAAACUUAGGAAGUGUCUGGACUCCACAAGCUGUAACAUUAAGCUGUCAACCAAAGGCUAGAAUAGACAAUCAAAAUACCAAAAAAAAGGAUCUUGCAGGAAAACCUAGCUUUGUUAAAACUGUUGUUUGUCUUUAUUUAUUUGUGGUAUAUGAUAGACUCUCUUUUUUUUUUUAAGACAAUUUUACAUAUACUUGAUAAAUUAUAGUUUUGUUUGUUAUAGUUAGAAAUGUUGCUAUUAAUGUAAAUAGUUGACAAACGAUGUAAAUAAUUUUGUAAGGCUUCAAAUGUUUGUACAUGGAAACAUGCAGGAAUUGGUUGCUGUUUUGCUUCUUUUGCCUCCCCCCCCCCCCCCCCUUUUUGUAUUGUGGUAUUUCCUAUGCAAAUGAUGGAGCAAACAGCUGUAUAGUUGUAGAAUGUUUUGAGAGAGAAUGAAAUGGUUUAUAUAUAAAGACUUUUUUUUUUUUUUUUUGCAAAAUAAAACAAAGUGCCUAAUG
This is a messenger RNA of Pezoporus flaviventris, 4166 nucleotides long. RefSeq names its product KLF transcription factor 5 (gene KLF5). Gene Ontology annotation, molecular function: DNA-binding transcription factor activity, RNA polymerase II-specific; RNA polymerase II cis-regulatory region sequence-specific DNA binding. The record is from RefSeq and is a predicted model, not a curated record. Gene Ontology annotation, biological process: regulation of transcription by RNA polymerase II. The transcript is spliced from 4 exons. Bases 1284 to 2378 code for a protein of 364 amino acids. NCBI's taxonomy places the organism in Eukaryota, Metazoa, Chordata, Aves, Psittaciformes, Psittacidae.